This is a messenger RNA of Microthlaspi erraticum, 255 nucleotides long. The record is from the annotation of a GenBank genome assembly. NCBI's taxonomy places the organism in Eukaryota, Viridiplantae, Streptophyta, Magnoliopsida, Brassicales, Brassicaceae.
AUGGGAUUUGAAGUGAAGCCUCCUCCAUAUCCUCUUAACCGAAGAGCUGAAUUCAUCAAUACAUACAUGGAGAAACUUGUGUCAUGGGAAACCGUAAGCACAAGGCUAGAAUCUGCAAUGGCUGGAGCAGCCAAAGGAGAAAAAGAAGGAUCAGAUACAGAAGAUGAAGAGAAUCAAGAUGAUGUAGAGCCUGAAGUUUACUUAGAUAGUAACAUCAAUGUAUCUGAGGAUUCAUUAAAUGAAUCUGAUAAGUAA